This is a messenger RNA of Peronospora farinosa, 4017 nucleotides long. NCBI's taxonomy places the organism in Eukaryota, Oomycota, Peronosporomycetes, Peronosporales, Peronosporaceae. The record is from the annotation of a GenBank genome assembly.
AUGGUGGAUCAAUCGUGGUGGAAUCGAGGUGAAGUGCAAGACUUUGUGGCGACUCAUCCAGUCACAAGUGAAUUAAAGUGCCGAUUUUGCAGUAAUAAAGUGAGUGCCGUGAAUAAAGACGGACAUGAGACACAGUGUUUGCUCGCGUGGGUGGCAAGACAAGAAGCACAAAAGAGAAAACAAGAGGUUCAUCGAGUUGGACUGAAACCGGUCGAGAUUUCGUACAAAAAAAAUGACAAAUCGCUUGCCAAGAGCAGAGGUGGCAAGAUGCGCAGUAAGAACAAGUCAGUCAAUGGCAAAUACCAACGACAAGCGACACCGAUGCGGGCGUGUCCGGAAUGUGGUGAAGUAGUGCGACAGACGCUGAUGAUGGGACAUUUGAGGAAUAGUUGUUCGAACAGUCGCCACGCAAUGAAGCGCAAGAACAUGAUGUCGCCGAGGAAGUUUACUAAUGGCGUUCAAGGUGAUGACAAGACUGCAGAUUUGACGGAUGUGUUGUUCGCGUCGUGGCCAGGAAAGAUGAGUGGAGCUCCGAUGGAUUCGACGUACUUUUGGAAAGUUGUCGAAAACCAUUUUUUCAGCAGUGAUGUGCUUGAGAAGAAGCGGAUGGAGCAACUGUCGAAGAGUUUGUGCGGUGUGAAACUGGAGGAUAUGGUGAAGGUCUCGCGUCGACGGCCUCUGCAAGCGUCUGAUAUUCAUUGUCGAGAUACGAUGCGAUUUGAACGAAAUAUGGAAGACCCACAACAGCCUCUGGUGCUCAAAACGUGUGCGCACAAGUGCGAUUUUUUCAUGCGAGCAAGUCAUUGCCGUUGCGUGAGCGAUCCUGCUGCUAAGCCAAGGAUUGAAAUCUGCCAUAACCUCGAGUGCACGAAGCUGAAUACCAGCCAGGAUGUUGAUUCGGUCUUAAUGCACGCUCUAGACGGUUUCGAAGCCGACAUUUCUGUGCUCAUUAAGAAUGAAGAGAACAUAGCAGUUGGUUGCAGAUAUUCGAUGCGCGUUGUGCGGGUAGGUACCAUGAGCCAGCAUGUUGCGGAUACUGGGACGUUUGCGAGCAGUUUUCAGCAUGAUGCUUUGUCCACGUUGAUCGGAUUCGACAUGCAGGCGAAUAAACUGCCGUUGACAAAUGGGAAUAAGCUGAUGAUAUCACUUACCGCUUGCGACCCUGUUCAGGAGGUCUCAAUGGAGAAACCGCUAGAGACCAUCUCGCAAGUGACAUCUAUUGUACAACAUCCUCCUGACACGGCACUCAUCGAUGGUUUAACACCAGCGAUUAACCUUCUUAUGGAACACCUCAAAGAUACGACGGAACAGAAUCGCUAUCGUAUUCAUAUGCUAUACAGAAAGUUGCAAAGGAACGAGAGUGACGAUAGGAACUUCCGUCUAUUGGCACAGGUUACUGACUCACACUAUCGUGAAUUUGCAGCUUGGAAGCUGCUAUGCAUGAGCUUAUUAAUCGGUUAUAAAAUUGAAGAUCAGCUUGAAGUAGACAAAAAGAAGAUAAGUGAAAGUGAAGAACAAGAGGGUUGUACGGAAGACGAGGACAGUGCAAUUGAUGAUGGUACCUGCGUCGUGUGCUUCGACGGUCAGUCACCAGAAGCGAAUCCGAUUAUUUUCUGUGAUCGUUGCGAGCUGGCAGUACAUCAACGCUGUUACGGAAUGGCCAAGGUUCCUAGCAAUGAAUUUAUUUGUGAUCGUUGCUUAGCUACGCGAGAAGGGCUGGACCCGGCAAGGGAUGUUUUCUGCCAGCUCUGUUCCUUGGGUGACGGUGCAUUUAAGCGCACAAUCGACGGAAAGUGGGUACACGUGGUGUGUGCGUUGUGGUGUCCGAAAGUGUGGAUUGGCAACUUGUUGGAUUUUUCGGACAUUAGCUUGGUAGGUACUACCAAUCAAGCACGAUUUAUGAACUCAGUGGAAGAAAUAGGUGUGCGUAUGAAGCUAGCGUCAGGUGGCCAACAUACAACUCCAAAAACUGACGAACACUGUGACAUUCCUGCCAUUGAGUUGGGCAGCCUUUGCGUGCACUGCAGAGUCGCUUGCGGACGUACAAUCCAGUGUUGCCACCCAGGGUGUUCUACGUCCUUCCAUCCCCUGUGCGGAUGGUUCGACGGCUUGCCUAUGACCGUUUCACUUGGAGACGAUCGAUACCUGUAUGCCGGAGGAGGAGCUGGGCUAAACUUUCAGCUAUUCUGCUCGAGCCAUUUACCUGACAGUUAUACUGUAUUGGAUCAGUUAGCCCAGCGCCGUCGGCGAGCUCGGUUUCGGAUCGAUUCAUUUUUCGUCAUGCGAAACAAGGAAAAUUACAGCAAUGACGCGAAGAGACAUUCCGAUGAUGAGUCUUCUUUGUUGUCUGGAUCGAUUGUUCAAGCCGUGCUUUCGGUAGAGAACAAGAUUACUUCUACUGUGAAUGACCCUAAUAUGACGGAUUGGACCGAUAUGACGGUCUGCUCGGCGUGCUUCGAGUAUUGUUCGCCAAUCGUCGGGGAUCUUGUGGACGUGAAUAUGCUACAUCGAAGGCAAUUUAUGAUACGUUGCCAGUACUGCAAUGUCUACAUUCAUCCUGAGUGCUGCAUUUCGGAUAUUGGAUCAUCCGCUACGAUAUUUAAAAGUAACUGGAUAUGUGAACGGUGUACGCAAACAGGAGGCAAAGAAGCGCCGGCGUGUGUUGUUUGUGCUAAGGCAACCGAUUACAUGAUGCCUUGCAUCGAUCCUCCUAUCUUCACGAAUCAGCUGAACGGUCAAGCUUAUUUGGACUCAAAAUCAGCACUCCCGGCGACUCGCCCAGCCCCGAGUGGCGGCCAGCAACUUUGGUUACAAGCACACCAGAAUAUGCGGCGACAACAGCAGGGACAUAUAAAUUCUGACAGCAGCAAGCACCCGCCGCAGUUACAGGGAAAAGGGAGUAAUGGAAUAUCCCAUCUUUCUUCGAAUAGAUGGAUUCACGUUUACUGUGGCAAGUGGCAGAAAGCUAAAACGGUCAAGAGACAUCACAUGCUCUGUGCCUACGCUCUUACUCUGAAGUCUGAUGGCAUGGCAUCGCGAUGCGAGUUUUGCGAUAUGAAAGAGGGCGUACUUGCGAAUUGUGCUCAGUGUUACCGUCGAUUUCAUCCAAUUUGUGCGGCACAGAAGAAGUUAUGUUGCGCUCGAUCAAAUCGCACCGAGUGGAAAUUCUACUGUGAGGCUCACCCUCCACAUAGUGCAGCAUUUGAUGCAACUCGCCAAUGUUGGAUGACCCAAGAAAUACUGGGCCAACUGCAAGACCUUCGUCGCUCCCUCGAGCGUGGAAGGAUGCUGUUAGAGAUGUCCCGCCAACGAGAUCGCCAACAGAAACGUUUACUCACUUUUUGCAAGCUGCCGCUCAUGGAAGCAUCGAUCGAAAUGAUUGUGAAAAGGCGUCCGACCGCACAGAUGAAGAAGGUUUAUCACGACCUCACGGGAGAAACGUUAAUUGACGUACCACAUCGCACUAAAGCGGCUCCAGUGUUGCGACGCAACUCGCGAAGCCGCGUAAGAAGCGAUACUGCAGUGAGAGAUCAUUCCACCCGUGCGACUAAGCGCUCGUCUGCCCAAGCAGCGAUUGCUUCUGAGAGGAGCUCAAAGCGCUGUCGAACACGCGCUGAUUCUGAUGGAUUAAACAGGAGCGAUCAAAGCCAACGCCGAAGUUCUCGGCAAAAGCCUGUGCGCUUUAACCAGGGGAACCCGGAUGAUGAAGAUGUAGAAGGAGGUGACGAAGAUGACGAGGUGGAGGCUUUAAAGAAGGUGUGGGCAAAUCUCGCGGUACCCAAGGAACUCGAUGAUUUUGAUUUGAUCGUUGCUGAACGCUUUUCUGAACUAGUGGCUGUCAGCGCGCUUUUGAGCUUUAUGGGAGAAUGGGGAGUGAAAAUGGUGCUGCUGCUGUUUGAACGUACGAGCAAAUGCGCGAAAGAUCGGCUACGACAGCAAGUCGUAACAUGCGUCAAGCAGAAUCAUUGGAACGAUGUAACGUAUCAUCACGAGAACUUGGCGAAGUCAGUUGUUUAG